This is a messenger RNA of Cuscuta epithymum, 701 nucleotides long. The record is from the annotation of a GenBank genome assembly. NCBI's taxonomy places the organism in Eukaryota, Viridiplantae, Streptophyta, Magnoliopsida, Solanales, Convolvulaceae.
CCCGGUUACUGUGAUUAAGGGUAGAUAGUAAACUUUUAGGAAAGCGUAUUUUAUUAUUUUAUCCUCCGGUUCUAACAAUCUAAAAGUUUACUAUUCCGAAAGUAUGGCCACUACUCAACGCGAUAUCAACACCAAAUUUUAAAAAUUGGAAAAGUUUGAAGGUGUGGAGUUUCGAAGGUGGCAAACAAGAUGCAUUUUCUACUCACUACUUUGAAAGUGGUUUAUGUGUUAAUAAGCACCCCGAGACCACCCGAGGAUGAUGAAAACGAGAAUUUGAAAACAAGCUGCCGCCGCAUAAAGUGGGACAACGACGAUUACAUUUGCCGUGGGCACAUUUUGAAUGGAUGAUGAAUCUUGGUGCAUAGGCAAGCUUUUAAGACUUUACAAGUGUUGCAAGAGGAGCCGAUCUUAUACAUGGGAAAUGACUACUGUGCAAAUUCAAGGAAUUGAGAAAGUAGAGUUGGAAUUAACUUCCAGAAAGAAAUUAAUUCUUAAUGAUGUGUACUUUGUACCACAAAUCCGGAAAAAUCUUGUCUCCGAUGGCAUCCUAAAUAACUUUUUGUUUAAACUUAGCUUUGAAGCAAAUAAGUUUAUUUUAUCUAAGGGUGGUGUAUUUGUAGGCCAAAGUUUCUAUUGUAAUGGCAUGUUUAAACUAAGUAUUGUGAAUAAAGGUGCUAAUUCUGUUUAUAUGGUUUGUGAUU